Molecule: messenger RNA, 1023 nt
Organism: Musa acuminata AAA Group (dessert banana)
Lineage: Eukaryota; Viridiplantae; Streptophyta; Magnoliopsida; Zingiberales; Musaceae
Product: lysine-rich arabinogalactan protein 19
Exons: 2
Coding region: 46-705 (219 amino acids)
Cellular component (GO): plasma membrane
Source: RefSeq, a predicted model, not a curated record
GGACGUGCAUCCCUCACACACACACACCUCGACCCUCAUCUAUCGAUGGAGUCCUUGUGGUGCACUACUCUUUGUUUCAUGUCGCUUGCAUGCAUUGGAAUCGGCAUCGCCGGAGCCCAAGCACCGGCUGCUGCACCAUCUCAACAACCACCACCCACCGCUGCUACAGCUCCGGUCACGUCGCCACCUACGUCCAGCCAAACAAGCCCGCAAGUACCUCCGGCUUCUUCACCCAGCCCACCGGUGCUGCCACCACCACCAGCCACACCUCCACCGCUAACGCCUCCCCCGGCAUUGGCACCUUUACCACCAGCGCCUACUUCACCGCCGCCAACAUCGCCAUCACCGGCUGUGCCUCCACCGACUCUGCCACCCGUUACACCGCCAUCGCCGCAAGUGCCAACCCCGGCUCCAGCUGCGCUCGUGCCAGUAUCGGCACCGCCCGAGCUCAGCCCUGCACCUGCUCCUGCAAAGAGUAAGAAGAAGCACCGGAGGAGGAGGAGGCAUAAGAAGAAGCAUGCACAAGCACCCGCUCCUACAUUGCACAGCCCGCCGGCACCGGCUGUACCAACACCCCCAGAGGAGAACGUUCCCAGCCCGGCGCCACAACCGGAUGACUUGAAUAGGAGCAGUGUCAUAUCUGAGGUGGGAUGGUGGGCGAGAACCGUACUCGCGAUUCUGGUGCUGUCAUGGAGUUACUACUGAGGCUUGCGAUUCGACAUACGACGUGACUCUUUUUGGGUAUAUUAUUAUUAUUAUUUUUUGUUGUUGGAAGAGUUAUUUCCAUCAUUUUUAUGCAAACGAUGUUUAUUCAUUAUAAAGGUGUGUUGGAUUUGUAAUGCGAAAAGAAAUGGGUGGCUAUUCUCUGACGACGUGACUUGGGACAUUACAACAACAUGAGUGGGCACGAAAUCGGAGAGAUCACAACAACUUAAUUAGAAUUAUUUUGGCCGAACAAAUUAUGUUUAAAGCAGAAUUUGAUUUAUGAGUUACAAACACGAUCGCGUGUGACUUUGAGAUGAA